Messenger RNA from Culicoides brevitarsis, 6995 nucleotides. It is a transcript of the gene pros, whose product is annotated as homeobox protein prospero. Bases 1055 to 5305 code for a protein of 1416 amino acids. Gene Ontology annotation, cellular component: nucleus. Gene Ontology annotation, molecular function: DNA-binding transcription factor activity, RNA polymerase II-specific; RNA polymerase II cis-regulatory region sequence-specific DNA binding. Lineage: Eukaryota; Metazoa; Arthropoda; Insecta; Diptera; Ceratopogonidae. Gene Ontology annotation, biological process: regulation of transcription by RNA polymerase II. The record is from RefSeq and is a predicted model, not a curated record. The transcript is spliced from 6 exons.
UUAGUAUAUAAAAUUGUAUUGAAAAUAACUCGGACUAAAAAGUACAAAAAAUAUUUUUAUUUAGAAACAACAUCAGUCAACAAGAAGAAAUACAUCAUCUUGUAAAAAUAAAAGUUACUAAGUUACCUUCAAAAAUAUCAACAGCCAAACUUAUAAAAACAAAUUGUGUGUGGUGUAAAAAUAAUAUCUUUAACAACAAACCUUGAAAAAAAAAUAAUGAAUUAAAAAAAAAGAAAUAUCUAAACUAAAAUAAACUUACAAUAAAAUAACUAAAAAGACCAAAAAUGACUAUUUGAUUUUAAACAUAUAAAAACAAAUUUCAAGAUUCGUCUCUGAAAAAAAAAUAUUAAAAUAAAAAAAAUAAAAGAAAAUGUAAUCAAACAUCAUAAUAACAUUUUUGAGUUUCUCGUUUUUUAUACUAACACUCAAACAAAAAACAAAUUGGUAAACUAACAAAAAUCCACACAAUUUUUGGUAAAUAUAACAAUUUAGCAGAAAUAGUUAAAGGAAAAAAAAUCAAAAUUUACAGAUACAAAUAUCAGAAAUAUCCUGGACUAAAAUAUUUAUCAACUGAGUUCAUUUUAUUAUGAAAAAAUAAACGAAUAAACAACACAUUUGUUUAAAUAUUUGGAAACUUUGACAAAAUACAACAAGACAAAGCAAAAUUCAGAAAAAUCGCAGAUACUUUCAUUACAACAACAACAAAACAUCGAUAAGAUUCAUUCAUUAAAAUUGUGUCACUGAUGUUGGUUCUAUUAGUGAAUGGAAGGGGAAAUAUAAGGCAGGGUUACGAACGUCGUCUUCAUCAAAAACGAAACUAACUAGCGGCAGUUCGUACAGCUGGUAGACAAUUGUGGCAUACGACUGGGGCCCGACGAAAAUUUACGAAGAUUCAACAAACACGAAGCUCUACGCGUAUAGAGACAAGGAAAAAACCGUCGUAAUCGCUGCAUAGCACAGAAGAUUUGUAGGGUGAGGAAAAGCGGAGAAGGGAGAAUUUCUCUCCCACUUCUUUUUAAUGGUCUUUUACGACCAAUAAAGUGCUGGUGUUCUUAUGAUGUCAUCAGAGGAGGAAUCGGAUAUUAAUAAUUCAUCUUACGAUUUGCUAUACGACAGUGUCGGUGAUAAUAAGCCAGCAGUUCAACUACAACAGUUGAUAAAGAAACAACAAUUCGGUAUUUGUAAUAACAUUAACAGUAGUUUGCUAGAAAAGCAACGUAGUCGUCAACGUGUGGACGCGGGUGAACCUCGUAACAGUUAUUCUUCAAUUCCCAACUUUAGUUCAAGAUCGGCAGCCUUCAUGAACGGAGGUUUGUACGGGGCUAUUUUUAGCCAACAUCAAAAUAAUAGUGGUGCAAGUACUGCAGUGCAACAGCAACAAGCAGCGAAUUUUGGCUCACUUUUUGGUCCCACUGGAUAUGGACCGGCCAAAAUGCUGAACGAUUUAUUGCAAGGACGAACGCAAAUGGUGAAGCAAGAAAAUUUAAUGAUUUCACCAAAUAAUUUAAACAAUAAUAUUGGAAGUGGUUCUGAACAAUCUUUAUUAAGUGCAAAUAAUAAUACAAAUAAUAUUAUUGAUGGACAAGCAACAUUAAAAGACUCUUCUGAAAACAAUUCAUGUAAUAAUAACAGUGUUGUAACAGCAAAUAGUUUAGUGAAUAAUUCAACAAUGGACGCAACAGCAGGAUUAUUGUUAGAAGAAGCAGCUGCGCAAGCUACUAAUGACUUGGCGCAUCAUAUGCUUCGAAAUAUUUUGCAAGGGAAAAAAGAAUUGCAACUAGCGAUUGAUCAAGAGCUGCGUAAAGUAAGUGCUCAAAGUGGCUCUGGUGCAUGCUCCGAACGUAACUCACCAGAUAAUAAUAACACAAUUUUAAACAAAAAUAACAAUUUGACCAACAACAACAACUAUGACAAAAGUACGGAUAAUGCGCUUACAAAUACCAACAGUCCAAACAACUUAAAUUCAACAUCUGCUGAAAAUACUAAUCAAAGUGAUGUGAAUAGUAAAAACAGUGAAAAUAAUAGUUGUAAUAAAAAUGUCAGUAAUAAUUUGAAUAGUAGUAGUGAUGCUGAUGAUAAAAACACUAAAAAUAGUUCAGAAGAUGCAAAUUCAAACAAAGAAAAUAACAAUCGAGACACAAAUAUUCCCGUUCCAAAACAGGAACAAAUUGAUUUAAAUGAAGACGAUAUGGGAAUAAACUCCGUUGAUUCCGACAAUUCUCUAGACUCGCCGAUUUCCAAUCAUGCGACCGAUGGGAAAGACGAUAUAAUGGAUGUGGAUUCUGACAAAGGUGAGAACUCUCCAAGUCCCAUUCUGUCGGGUAACAAGCCUGAAAUGGAUCUCAAAAGAGCUCGUGUCGAGAAUAUUGUAUCAUCAAUGAGAGCAAGUCCGUCUUUAGGUGCUUCGAAUCAGGCACAAGUAAAUGGAUGUAAGAAACGAAAAUUGUAUCAUCCUCAACAACAUGAUAAUACAAUGAUGGAGAGAUAUGCUGCGGCUGCAGUUGGCUUAAACUUGGGUUUGAAUUUUCACAAUUUCAUGAUGAACAAUAACUCAUCUGGACCCAAUUCAGGUGAUGACGACGACGAUGAAGACGUUGAGCCACAAGAUAUUCAUCGAAAGCGUGUCGAAAAAAGUAUGCUAAAGUCACAAUUAAAAUCUAUGCAAGAUCAAUUGGCAGAAAUGCAACAAAAGUAUAUGCAAUUAUGCACGCGAAUGGAUCAGACUAGUGAUACACCCGACAUUGAUGAAAAUUCCAGUGACAUUGUGGAAGAUGACAUGAACAAUGAGGUGUUAAAUAAACGUACUUCCCCAUUGACGAAGCUGCCAAUGGACAGUCCACUCAAGGAUAUGAAUCAAAAGCCUACCCCUCCAACGUCAAAUAAUCUUUCACAAUUAAUGAGCAAAAUGAUGUCCGCAAAAAUGCAGGGACACUUACCACCUCAUUUGCCACCCCAAUUUAAUGGCCAACUUCCGUUUCUACAGCAUUUACAACAGCAACAAGCAAUGCACGACGCUGCAGCCAGCCUACAGCAAGGUGGACAUGAAAACCCUUCGAGUCUUCAUGCUGCCGCUAUGUACCAAAAACUCAUUAUGGAGCAACAUGCGAGAAGAGCUAAGGAAGCAGUUGAGCAACAGCAACAAGAAAUUUUAAAUCAGCAAAGAGAACAACAACAGCAACAAGUCCAAAUGAACAGUAUCAGUGUGAAUUCCCAAACUAAUAUGAGUUCAAAUGUACAAAGUUCUGGACAUAGCCAACAACCGAAUCAACAAAGUCCAAAUCAAAACCAAAUUGGUGCGCAAGGCAACAAUUUACAACAACAACUUUCCAAAGGACCAACGGAAUUAGCUGAGCGGUACAACUUAAUCCGAAACAACAACAUUCCAAGAAUUUCGGGCAACGAUCUCGAGGAGUUAGCUGAAACUUUGAAACAAGAAAUAAGCACGUCAUUAACUAACUUAGUGGAUACCAUUGUAAAUCGAUUUAAGCAACAGUACAAAUUCUUAGGGAAAGCCAACGAACGUGCUGUAGCUGCAAGUGAGCAAUUUAGUAAAGACUUGAUGUUAGCUUCUCAACUGUUGGACCGGAAGUCUCCCAGAACAAAGGUGCAGGACAGAAGUAACAGUGCUGGAAAUGCUGCAAACAAUAAUCAAAAUUCAGGUAAUAAUGGUUCAAAUGUCUCAAAUAAUCAGGCAAUAAUGAAUAACUCUCCCUUGUCUGGUAAUAACACUAAUAACAAUCCAAAUAAUACUAACAUGAAUAAUCAAAAUGGUCCACGCAUGAAUGGAACAGUAUUUCCCGUACCGCCACACGGUAUGGGAAUGUCAUCAGUUCAUGUAAAUGGGCCAAAUUCCCAUGAUACACCAAAUAUAAAUGUAAUUAAUAAUAUGGCACCUCAUAUUCGUCCCCCGCCAGCUGCUGCAAUGUUUCAACCACCGAAACCACCACAGGGCAUGAGUCCUGUAACUGCUGCUGCCUUGUACAACUCAAUGGCUAAUCUAGGAAAUCCCAAUAAUCCAAAUCCGUUCUGCCUUCCAGAGCCACGUGAAACAACUCGAGAGGAACAAAAUGAGGCCCUUAGCUUAGUUGUCACACCAAAGAAGAAACGUCAUAAGGUAACAGAUACGCGGAUUACUCCUCGCACCGUGAGUCGCAUAUUGGCACAAGACGGCAUUGGUGCAUCGACAAACCAUAUUGCAAGCGACAGCAACAGUCAGAAUAGCGGUAACAAGCAGUUCAACGCCAGUCAACCGACACCAACAAGCCAAGCACCGAGCCAGGUGUCCGCAGAAAGCCCUUCUCCUCGUCAAUCAUAUCACCCACCAACAACGUCAAUGCUACCAUCGUUGCCGACCUCGGUAGCUAUUCCGAAUCCGUCGUUGCACGAAUCAAAGGUAUUUUCGCCGUACAGCCCGUUCUUUAAUCCGCAUGGCCCCCAGCCAUCGCAGCUGCAUCACAUGCACCACAUGAGUGCAAGUCCGCCAGGUGGUCUCGGAAAUAUGAUGGAUCCACGAGAUUCGCCUCCACUACCACAUCCCCAAACAAUGCUUCAUCCUGCCUUACUAGCUGCUGCUCAUCACGGUAGCUCUCCAGACUACAGUCACAUCAGGGCAGCUAUGGAUGCAAAUGACAGGAACUCGGACUGCAAUUCGGGUGACAUCUCGUAUGACGGAAUGCAACCUACAAUAUCCUUUUCAAAAAAUCAAUUAUUAAACAACUAUUUAUUGAAACAAACGCAACAACAUAUGCUGAAGGAACAAAGCAAUAAUAACAAUUUACAAAAUGAACACGAAUCCAUAACUUCUCUGCACUCGUCAACAUUAACUCCAAUGCAUUUGCGGAAGGCGAAACUGAUGUUCUUCUGGGUGCGAUACCCAAGCUCAGCUGUUCUAAAGAUGUAUUUCCCAGACAUCAAGUUCAACAAGAACAAUACUGCACAGUUGGUUAAAUGGUUUUCGAAUUUCAGGGAAUUCUACUAUAUCCAAAUGGAAAAAUAUGCUCGACAGGCUGUUAGUGAAGGCGUGAAGAAUGUUGAUGAUAUUCAUAUCACAAAUGACAGUGAAAUUUACCGUGUAUUGAAUUUACAUUACAAUCGGAACAAUCAUAUUGAGGUAUGCUGCUUACAGGUACCACCAAACUUCCGAUUUGUUGUUGAACAAACGUUACGUGAAUUUUUCCGUGCAAUUCAAAGUGGCAAGGAUACAGAACAAUCAUGGAAAAAAUCGAUCUACAAAAUCAUUUCACGUCUCGAUGAUCCAGUACCAGAUUACUUUAAAACUCCAAAUUUUUUAGAACAAUUGGAGUAAUAAACGGCUUACUACAAACAUCAAUUACCACCAACAGUCACCAACAACAUCAAAGAGAGGAGGAGUGAGUUGUACCAAAAAUUACGAAAUUUAUUGUAUACAAAAUUUCAUAGUUUAGGCAUACAUAGUUAUUAUUAAAAAUACAUACUAAAAAAAAGCUUAAUUUUAAAGAAUACUCAUUUUCUGAAUUUUGUCAAAAGAAAUGAAAAUUGAGUAUUUAGGAAAAUAAAUUAAAAUUUAAAAGAUUUAACGUUAAAUUAAAUGACAAAAAAUAAUGAAGUAAAAAAAUAUAAAAAUUAUAUUAACAACAUUUUGUGGUUCCUAUAAUGUAGUGUGCUUACGUCCAAAAAGCGACUGCAAACUAUCGACGAUACUCGCGUUUAGGCCUUCAUUUCAAAAAGUACUAAAAUUGUAAAAAAAAAGAGAUGAAAAAGUAUAUAAAACAAAUUUUUAUCGAAAUUUAAGAAAAAAAUUAAAACAAAAUUUUAAUUACAAAAUUAUUUGAAUUUUUGAACUACGAAAGUGAAAUACCGUUUAACGAAAAAAAAAAUGAAAUUUUGCACACAACCGAGUCUUUAGCAUUCAUUAGUCAUUCCUUAUACAAUAUAAAGAUCUAAUAAAGAUCUCUAUAAAAUAUGGAAAGCAUGAAGGCUAAAACAAAAUUAUUAUAUUCUGGAAUCGAUUUUGGCGCUAACAGUUUCAAAGUUAAUACAAAUGAAAAAAAGAAGCAUAAAAUACAGCAAUAACAGGACCCAAUAAAUGAACAGCCACGCAUUAUCACCACAAACAAUCAAUUUUUGUAGAAGAGAACUAUUCUCUCCUUUAUAUUACAAACUAAUUUGCAGAUCAAAUCGGUUGGAUCAACAUAAGCCAAUAACUACAAGAACAUAAAGUCAGUAAGCACGUAACUAAAUAUAUUUAUAUUUUUUACUUCAAUUUAUUACUCAUUUCAAUAUUGUGAACAUCAUUUAAUUUUUUAUUAAAGAAUUGAAAAAUAGAAUCUAAAGCAAAAUAAGGGAUUAAAUUUUGGAUCUUUAUAAUCUAAAGUUACAAUAGCAUAAAAAUUUAGAAGUCAAUGAACUAUCAAGAAAACACUUGACCAAUGUGCAAAGGUUUUUGAGUCUUGGGUCUCAUAUGGGCAUUGGUGUUCGUACUGAGAAAAUUUUAUUAUUUUUCCAUGAAAGGAAAACACUUAAGUUCCAACCUAAUUAAAUGACUACCUGCAUACCAAAAUUAAGUUGGAUUUUCAGAAAUUUGUCAGAACUUUGAGACGUCUCAUACACUUUUUAGAAUAAGUUUUCCACAAAUUUCAAAAAAAGCUUUUAUUCCAACUUUUUCGGGAUGCAAAGUACUUGGGUUGAAUGGAAAUGCCAGAAAUACGAGGAAACAAUACCGUUACUUAAGGCGUUGCUGUAAGUAAUUAAGGCGCAGCUUUGUAUUACUUUUGUAAGACUCAAUAACCGUUGCGAGGGUCACGUGGUUGACUGAAUUCACAAAAAAACACAAUUUUCCCUUUUUUGCUUUCGAUUCAAGGAUAUAGAAGGAUGUCUUAAACAAAAUGUGUAAAAUAAUGAAAUUUUUUCUGAAACAGCUGAAAUAACCAAAAAAAUAUCUUGAUUAGUACAUAUAAUUUUUAUGUUAAGAUAUUAUUCUUAAGAAAUGUAUGUUUUAGUUUGUCUUCACCCAAAGU